GAACCAAGCAACUGUUUUUCUCGGCCAGGCUCUUGCUGACGAUGACGAGCCCUGUGGCAAGUGUGCACCAUCAAGCGGCUUAGUUUCCACACAAGGAGUCAUACGUUGUAAAUAAUACUACCAAAUGACUGACAUUAUUGGCCUACCCAUGAAUGGAAGGUCGCGGAGCCCGGAAUCGAGUAGUCUACUGAGUAGACAACAGUAAAGCGACGUCGGCGGGCAUCGUGUGACGAAGGGGAGCUCCGCGGACGUCUGUCACCGAGGCUCGACGACUCAUCUUCGGAUUGUCAAGCCUUCAGCAACCGCCUUGAGAAUACAAGAAGUCCACACCGAACACCCGUUGGAUUUUAUUUUUUUUUUGCGCUUUUCGAAAAAAAAAUGCAUUCCAAUAAUUUGUAGGCGACAAAGCCAAGUGUAAACAUCACGUGGUAAAUAGGAAUAAUACUUCGCAUUUCAACCAUUUGUGCUGUUUCUCAAAGGAAGGCAUCACAGGACGGAACGACAUGUGGAAUUCUGGCUUCAGUCAAAGACAUUCGCUCUGCGCUUGGAGCUAGAAGGACUGUGGCUCUCCCAGCAGGCGUGUGGAAAGACUGCCGCUUUUGCGUGUUAAUUAAGGCCUUGAAGGUGUGCUGUUUACUUGGCUGAGUGAUGGACUCAAGUGGCUUGUGAUGAAAAUGUAGAAGAUGCUGCAAAGGAAAGGGAGGACAUAAGCUGUUCGUGUGGAACAGAACCACUUUCUUCUUUUUAUGUGGAAUCUGUAAGGUAUUGAAGACAUGGAGGGAGUGAGGAACGUAGGGAAAGGUCACUAACUGGACCACAGCGAGCCUUCAUAAGAUAUCUGUCGGACAGAAAGAGACAUCUGGUCAACCAGGAGCAAGAGUCAACGAAGAGAGUGAGAGACGGGGGCUGUCAGAGAAGCAAAGGUGUGGAGGAGGUCUCGGAGGAGUUCUCCAUGGCUACAGAUCCAGGAGAGGCCACGGGUACAGAGGAAUCCUCGGAGAAAACAGAUGGACAGAAGGAGGAGGACCUGGACCAGGAGGGUAGUUCCAACACGCAGAGGGACGGGACAUGCAGCACCCCCUCGGGCUUCCUCCCAUCCCAGCCUCAGGAAAGGAGAAGGACAGGAGGAAAGGAUGGAGGAGGAGGAGAAGCUUAUCAGGAGGGUAUGGUGACCCCAGUCAAAUCGGUUUUCUUCUCAACGCCCACCUUGCCAGUUGACACAGGCCAGAAAUGUCUGAGGAGGGAGAAGCGCUUCUUCAGGAAGAGUGUAGAGAUCUGUGAGGAGGAGGAGGAUGUGGGUCUCCCAGAAUCCCCCCACAGCGCACCUCACUUGGAGCUGCGCUCCUUUGACCCAGUCUUCACGAGCAAUGCCCCAAAGCAAGGAGGUGUGUCCUGCGCUGCCCUGGGCCAGGAUCCGUCCUGCCCCGGCGGCCAGGAGCCUGGCAGGGUUCUGGCCUCACCCACCCUAAAAGGAAAGGAGCGGGACCGUGAGGAGGAGGAGGCUGAGAUGAAAGCUGUGGCCACUUCUCCCGGAGGCAGGUUUCUGAAAUUUGACAUUGAACUUGGCAGAGGAGCCUUCAAGACCGUGUACAAAGGCCUGGACACCGAGACGUGGGUGGAGGUGGCUUGGUGUGAACUUCAGGACCGCAAGCUGACCAAGGCCGAGCAGCAACGCUUCAAGGAAGAAGCAGAGAUGCUGAAGGGGCUCCAACACCCAAACAUCGUGCGCUUCUAUGACUCUUGGGAAUCUGUCCUUCGUGGCAAAAAGUGCAUCGUACUGGUCACUGAACUCAUGACCUCAGGAACACUCAAAACUUACCUGAAGCGCUUCAAGGUAAUGAAGCCCAAGGUGCUGAGGAGCUGGUGUCGGCAAAUCUUGAAGGGCCUUCACUUCCUUCACACCAGAACCCCUCCUAUAGUCCACAGGGACCUCAAGUGUGACAACAUCUUCAUCACGGGCCCCACCGGCUCAGUAAAAAUAGGUGAUCUGGGACUCGCCACCCUCAUGAGGACCUCAUUCGCCAAGAGCGUCAUAGGAACGCCAGAGUUCAUGGCUCCAGAGAUGUAUGAGGAACAUUAUGACGAAUCUGUGGACGUCUACGCCUUUGGGAUGUGCAUGCUGGAGAUGGCUACAUCUGAAUAUCCCUACUCCGAGUGCCAAAAUGCCGCUCAGAUUUAUCGCAAAGUUACAAGCGGUAUAAAACCAGCCAGCUUUGAUAAAGUGAAUGACCCAGAGAUUAAAGAGAUCAUCGAAGGUUGUAUUCGUCAGAACAAGAGCCAGAGACUGUCCAUCCGAGACCUCCUGAAUCACGCCUUUUUUGGUGAGGACACGGGGGUCCGAGUGGAGCUAGCAGAGGAAGACACAGGCACCCAGGAAUGCUUGGCUCUCAGGAUUUGGGUUGAGGAGCCCAAAAAGCUGAAGGGGAAACAUAAAGAUAACGAGGCCAUUGAGUUUAGCUAUGACCUGGAGAACGACAGCGCCGAGGAAGUGGCUCUGGAGAUGGUAAAGUCCGGCUUCUUCCACGAGAGUGAUGCCAAGGUGGUGGGGAAAUCCAUUCGGGACAGAGUCAAUCUGAUAAAAAAGUCACGGGAGCGACAGCAGCAAAGCUCUGACGAAAGACGGGACUCUGCUGUAUCCUGUACGCAUCCAUCCUGUCCAUCUUCACUGGGGCCAGGAGCAACUGGACUAACAGGCGCAGGAACUGGGCAGGAAUCUGAGGACCCACAUCAAGUGGAGCAGAAUGCGGUCAGAAGGGCGACACUAUGCCUGCCAGGGGAGAGCCUUGGGUCUGCCAGCUGUGAAUCUUAUGCACACGGACUAAGCCAAUCAAACUCUCAGCCAGGAGAAUCAUUUGCCCUUGCUCAGACUUCUCAGCCCAUGACGACAUCUUGCACAGGAACCCCGGCCAAUGCUCCGAGCCUCCCAUCUGGUGAAGGCGGGGGUGUCCCAAAUGUCCCUGUUGGCCACAGCGUCUGUCUGUCCAGCAUGGCCAUGGGUCAAAGCGGGGGGCCCCCUGCUGGUCAGACAUUUCUUCAGCCCAGCACCAUGGUUCCACAGUCGCAAACAUCCCCCCCAGAUGCAUUUCAAACCAUCACACCCCAUGGGCUGUUGGCCCAGUCACACUCAUACAUCACCCCUGCUCUCACUUCAUCUGUAUCCCUCAGUGAUCCUUCCGGGCUAGCAGGGACCAUUGUUGCCCCCAUUCAGCAUCCCCAAGCCACUCCCAUGCAGCUGAGUGACAUCAUCCGCCAGCCGGCACCCCAACAAACACAACCUGUCAUGAUGCCUCCGAUAGGAGUCCAGACAGCCCACCUUCAGCAGCAGCAAGUGGACAUCCAGGUUGCUUUGGCAGAACAACGUGCCACUCCGCCUACUGUGGGACAGCAUCCACAGAUCCUUUCAGCAAUAGCUGUCCACAAACAUCAAAAUGAGCCUCUGCAACAGGUCUGUGCGCAGCAGACCCUUCAACCAACUCCACAGGAGCAAGCAGCAUUAUCGGGUAUGGAGCAGCAAGCUGUGCCAUUGCCACAUCCAGGAGAACUUUCUCAACCAACAAGGGAUCCUUGUGAGCAGACCAUCAUGCACACUCAGCAGCAGCAACACAAAUCUUUGGUACAGCUGCAGGAAAAGCAGCACGUUUUCCAGCUUGAGCCACAUCAAGCAUGUGUCCCACCUGAUCAGCAACCAAACCAACUGAAGCAGAAGCAAGCCCUUGUGCAUAAACAAUUAUUGGAUCAGCAACAAGCGCUUAUUCAACAGCAGCAUCAAGCCCCGCCUCAGCAAGCACUUUUACAACAUCAGUUCAAGCAACAGCAGCAGCAACAUUUGUAUCAACAAACCCAGGCAAAAGUACACGAAGAUCCCUUGAUUCAACAGCAAAGUGGACAGCAAGAACCUGUCAAUCAACAGCCCCAGCAGGCUCAACAACAAACCUUCUUACAGCAAAAGCUCGUCUUCCAACAGCAGGAACUGCAACAGAAGCAGAAACAAAGCCAUCAACAAGCUCAACUGCAUCCGCAGCAGCAACAAGACGUUCUGCCACAGCAACAGGCUCUACUACAACAACUGAUCAAAGAGCAGCGCCAACACCAAGCUGCCAUUGUUCAACUUCGGCAAACAGAACACCAAGAGACCGUUCCAAUUCCUCCAAGUAGCAGCGAGCAGCUACAACCACGUUUUCAUCAGGCAUGCACCACCGAACUAAACAGCACGUUCAUACCUCAUACCCCUGCCACUGCCACCGGGCAGCAGGGACAACAGCAAACUCUGUCUCAGCAUGCUAUUCCGACUGCAGUCAAUCCUCGUAUCCCAGCUGGAGCUGAAGUCAUGCAGCACCAAACUCAUAUUUCCUGCCAAGACCCGGUUACCAUGGUUGUACAGCCUGCUCAGAUUUCUCUCCCGAUUCCAGCUCAAGCCCUGUCCCAACAAGGACAAAUUGAAGCUCAUAUUCAGAACCGAAUCCAGGUACCGGCGCAGUUCCUAAGUCAGUCUGCAACUCAAGCCGCGCCAACUAUGAUUGAUGUCACUCAUAUGGUUGGAACGACCCAAGGACCGGCACAAGUCGUCAUCCAAGCCCAGAAACACCAGACUACUUAUCCUGAACCGACUUCUACUGUGAACAAAGGCUCUGCUCAGACAUUCAUUCAAACUCAGCCUGUACAGCAAGUAGUUAGCCAGACCCACCAAGUUCAUAACCAGAACCCAUCUGCUGACACGCAUAUCAUGGGCCAACAAAGCAUACCUGCUAUCCAACCUCCAACUGCCACCAAUUCUAGUCAUCUCCAGCAUGAGACUCUUGUUCACCAUAACGUUCAAAUACCAGCCGUAGUGGAGCCUCGGCUUCAGCAACAAACUCCAAUCCAGCCCCUUGUGAAGGUGCAAGGUCACACUUCCCCAGCCCUUCUGACCUCUCAUUACGGCCCUCAGUCCACCUACCAAAGUCCACCACUUUUUCAACAGGGAACAGUUGCACAGCAACCAGUGACACAGUAUCAGCAGGUGGUUACGGCUCCUGGCUCAUCUGGAAGUGCUGGAACCAACACAGCCCGUCUCAGUUCUGUAGAUCCCGCAAGCGUUGUCACCACUGCAGUCACUAUUCCAGUGUCACAUCCAGUGGUCCUACCACAGCAGCAACCUAUAGGAAGCACUGCAGUGUACCCAGUAAUUCAGCCCAUCUCCCAAGCACAGCUACUAAUGCUUUCUCAAGUUCAACACCCAGCCGCCAUGGCAUGUCCAAAGCAACAAUUGCCUUCAGUCGUCCAGUUACCACUGGAACCCAUCUUGGCUCCCAGCCAUCAAACAUGUCCUCUCAGUCGUGCUUUGAUUGCCAGAGAAGAGACAGAGCUGGCAGCACAACAAUGUCAGCCUGCCUCACAUCCCCUAACCCAUCCUGACACACAGAUAGCCCCCAGGAAUGUGGGCGAUCAUCACUCCCAGAGCAGGAUCCCACCCAACUGCGGCGUGACAGGCGCAGCACCUUCCCCUCAGAAUCAGGCCAAGCACAUAUUGGCAACACACACUCGCACACAAAGCAGCAUUCAGGCCCAAUCACACUCACAGGCUGAUUCACACACACAGACGCCAACUGUUGAACAACCUGUUCUUCCUCGUGUUGUCUUUCCUGCACAUGAAGUUGCCCCCAGUCCCUCCCAAACCUCAUAUCCCCCAUCAUCGCCAUCCCACCAGCCUGCUGCUACCCCUGCGCCAGUGCUGCCAACAUCCUCACCGGCAGCCCAGGUCACCUUAUCAGGGCAGGCCGACUUUAUACCUCCCUCCCCUUCGCCUGCCGCCGCCCUAGAGCUGCUUAACUCUCAUGUCCCCAAACUGCCCCAAGCCUCGCUGCAAGACUGUGACAUUUCCCUGCUGGGCAUUUCUCAGGAUUGUCUACUCCUGUCAAAUACAGAACGUCCUUCCUCCACAGGGUCUUUGCCAGGAAAUGGAGAAAACGCCAUUUUGCUCAUGUCGGAUGGGAAAUCAGAAAAAGUAAAGACUCAAAGGAGGGCUUCUUCUCUGAGACCUGAAAAAGUGUCACAUCAGUUUCAACUUAGUAUGCUCCAGGUGUCAGGCAGUGGGGACAACAUGGUGGAAUGCCAGUUGGAGACCCAUAGCAAUAAGAUGGUGACGUUUAAAUUUGACAUGGAGGGAGACGCACCUGAGGACAUAGCAGAUUACAUGGUGGAGGAAGUCUUUGUCCUCGAUGUGGAAAAAGAGAUGUUUGUUGAAGACCUGAGAGCCAUAGUUGAGAAAGCCCAGGAAAUUCUUCAAACACAUACUGGAUCUUCUGACCAGUUGCAAGUCAGCACUCCCACUAGCGCUACAUCUGACUCGCAGCCACAUUCAUCUCCAGUGGGGCGUUGGCGCUUCUUUAUCAACCAGACCAUUCGCCACAGAGAUUCUCUUUCUAGCCAGGGAGCAGCCACCACGCCACCCACUGCAGAAUCACGGCCACUUCCACCUUCUGCAGUAGACAAAGGAAAUGAAGGAUCCCACAGUCUAGAAUCCACCAGUGGGAUGUCCUCUCCACCUUGCCCCACUUUACUCGAUGUCGCCACUGUGCUAACCCCCGUCUCUGUUGGCCCCACUACUACACAGACACCGCAUGCAACUGUAUCUGAGAGCUGUAUCUGUGCACCAGCCUCUACUGUUCGACCCCCCAAUCCUCAAAAUAUUUCAAGUGAUCGUGACCUGCCGAUCCUUACCUCAAUUUCUGCUGACCAAAGGCUGGGUGCGCCCUUAUCAACAGCAAAAUGUUCUGCCACAAACCUUACCACAAAUCUCACGACUGCCAAAGCCCCCAGCAUUCAAAUGGACGUAACAGUACCCCACCCUGACUUGGAGCAUCUGCAGCAGACACUUGCUCAGGGAGUCAAACAGCCCCAGCUUCAACCUGCACAGCAGCAGGUUCCAGCUGGACAGCAGCGUUUACAAGCAUUGCAACCGGAGCAACAGGCCACACAUAAUCUCCAAGCAACACCACAACAGCAACAGAUGCCAGAUCAAGCGUUCCAAGAGCAAAUGCAGAAACCAAUACCACAGAGUACUCCACAGUGCCAGAUACAACAGCAGAUCCUGGCACCCCAAGCUGCUUUUGUACCUCCACAGCAGCAACAAUUAAACAUACAGCAAAACACAGACGUACAUCAGAUGUUUAUCGGCAGCGCUGCCUUUAAGUCUGAUCACAUGUUGCCCUCAUCAGUGAGUCAACAGUUUUUUCAGGCGCAACAAAAUGGUAGCCACCUGCUGCAGCAACAAAUUCCAAUCCCCGCCCAAGUGUCACAACAACAAUGUCAGACACAAAACCCAGAGCAACAGGAAGCGCUAAGUGCCGCGGAAACACCUCAGAAACAGCAUCCGCUUCCCAAACAACCAUCUCCACAGCACUCUGAGUCAGAGAUGUCCACAGGCGAGAUGAGUGUCACAGAUGACACAGGCAGCUGCUCUGUGCCGUGCCAUCCUUCCUCCGACUCUUCUUUGCCGCCUUUUCAUUUGGGAGCUACUGAAGCCUCCUUACCGCCACUCUCCCUCACAUUCACCCCAUCCCCUGCUCAGCCUUCCUCUGUGGCCGAGUCAGACAGCGAGGGUCCCCCUAAAAUAGAAUUUGUUGACAAUCGAAUAAAGACGCUGGAUGAAAAGCUGAGGAACUUGUUAUAUCAGGAGCACAGCAGUGGGGCGGCUCAAGCGGGGGGGGCUGCAUCCACCCCAGCUGUCUGCACAUCCGCAGGUGGAGAAGAGUCAUCAGAGCCGCUGUUGUUAUCUUUCCCGCCACCUCCCUCUAUCUCGGACACAUCUCCACACUCUUCAUCUUCCACUACUUCCUCCACCACCUCCAAUUCCUCCUCCACCACCCCUGACCCUGAAAGUUGUGGAAGAGCAGAGGAUGCCUCCUCAGAAGUUCUCAACUCAGCAGAGCAGGGCCUAAUGGAGCAGCAACCUGGCCCAUCUCACCCGAACACCCACACCACCGCAGUGCCCCCUGCCACUUUCCUCCCUGUCAGUCAGGAUUUCUCUGCAGGGGCCCAGCGCCCUCCGGUGCCAGGAGAACCAACCAUCCUUGCUGUGCCCCCCUACUCUGACACCAACACCACUGGAGAAGCAUUGCGACUCUCUCUCCGUCAGCAACCGAUCCCCCUCCGGCAUGGACCACAGCAACAUAAUGCAGGAGGUGGAUAUUUUGGCCUAAACCUGACAUGUCCUAGUAUCAGAAAUCCUGUUAGCAAGAAAUCCUGGACUCGCAAAUUCAAAAACUGGGCAUGCAAACUGCGUCAUUCCGCCAGCUUGUUCAAGAAGCCCAGAGUCCAGCAAGAGGGCCGAUCCAUCAGUGAGUCUUUCAAAGAGGAGAAGGAGGUGACCCGACAUCAGUCGCACAAAGGGCGAUUUCAAGUGACACCAGUGUCCGAGUCCUCUCCCCCAAAAGAUGUAUCAUCAUCACGCCACGGCAGCACCCACAGAAAAGUCGGACGCUUCUCUGUAACCAAGGCUGAGACGCAGGAGGAAGACGGCCAGAGUGACAGUUCUCCAGUGUCUCCUGUUGUGAUCAGGGAGAGGAGGCGAUCUCGGGCAAAGGAUGGAGAGAAAGAUGAGAGCAAGAGGACUCCGGGGAUGGCCCAUCUUUCUCGAGGUCAUGAGCACAGCCACUCCCCCGUAGGCAGCAGCGAUGAUGAUAAUGACGAAAGUGAAUUGGAGGAUGAAGACUUGAGAAGAGAACUACACAAGCUGAGAGAGAAGCACAUCAAGGAAGUGGUGUCGCUUCAGGCCCAGCAAAACCUAGAGCUCCAAGAACUGUACAGACAGCUUCGCUCCCAAAAAGGACAAAGGCAAAGUCUGCCCACUUGCCUGUCUCGUACCCCUGCUCUUCCUCCACUAGCCCCAGUCCUUUCUCCUCGCAGGCCAAGGCCGCCCAAAACCAAACUGCGGCCCCGACCUCACUCUCACAUGGAUAACAACGGAGUCACACUUGCUGGAUUCCAACAGUCAAGUAGUUUUUUGGGUGCUGAGCAGAGUGGAAAUCCUCCUCAUGGCACUUCACUGCCUCCUAAAAGAGAUCAAAGCCCGAUAAGGAAAAACACAUUCACUGAUGAAUUGCACAAACUGGUAGAUGAUUGGACAAAGGAGACACUGGACCAAACCACGCCCAGGCCUUCUCUCAAUCAGAUCAAGCAGAUUCAGCAGGUGCAAGAGUUGGGGGGCUGGACUCAGCUGAUUGAGGUGGCUCCUCCAGGCUGGUUUCCAUUGGUACCACUAAAUCCACAGGCAGCCCCAGCUGCCGCCGGCUUGUCUGUGGCAGCCCCUCCCUAUAGCGGUCUGUCUAUCUUCCCCGGACCUUCGCAAACGCACACAGCUCAAGUGCCACACACGCAGCCGGAUUUCCAGCUCCAGGAGAUGACCUUUCAGCCGGCCCCCGCGUGCCAGCAGACACAGCAACGUCCCAUCCAGUUGACACAGGCCAUCAUCCAGCUGCCCUGCUCAUCACCUCAAAACCAACCGCUGCUGCCUUCCCAAACGACCACGUCUCCGGCGUCUACAGCUGUGACUGUGCAGCCUGACAGUAGCUCCUCUGCACCCGCAGAUGGCAGCGUUGCUAGUGGGGGGGCAUUUUGUUCCUGUUCCUCCUCAUCUUCAAACUGUUGCUCCUCCUCCUCCUUCUGUUCUAAAGCUGCUCUACCUUCCAGUGCCAAAAAUCACCCAACGCCCCCCACCGCCACUCUUCCGCUGGGACAGAAAUGAAACCAAGCUUGAGGUAAAUAUAAUGAUGCAAGAAAAGAUCUGAAGUAUGAGUAUUGAGGUGCAGUACUAUAACUGCAACCAAUGAUGACAGGAUGUGGGGAAUGAAUGUGAGAUAUGAUUGGUUCUGGUAUGUACAGAGAGAAGGCAACAUUGAACACAGCCCCUGAGCGUUGUGAAUAACGGUAUGUGUGGGUCUUGGGAUGUACACGUUGUUUAACGUAUGUAUGUGAAAUGUAUGUGUGUUUACCUGUAUGUGUGUGUGUCUGAGGACAUAUCUCCGACAAACGUUUUCUUUUCACUGUCAGACCUAAACUGUCCCUAAAAAUAUGUUUCAUGAUGUGUCCAUAUCCUUGGUCAUUUGUUUUAGUUUGUCAAUGUUUGCGGUGAAAGGACUAUCAAUUUUAAAAGUGCAAUUAGUAAUGAUCAUUGGAAUUGAUCAGCAUGUAUUGUAAUCAUUUCUAAGUCAUCAAAUAUUUUCAUAUGCAGACAUUGACUCCUUUUUAAAACGCCAACCGCACAAUCUGCUUAAAUGGGCAGAGAAAAAAAAACAUUAAAAGAACCCAGUACAGACUUUUUCUUUUCCCAAUAGAAAAGAUUCUGCUGAUUCUAGUAUGACCUGACCCAAAUUAACACAAUUGAAAAAUCUCACUACACACUAGAGUACACGUGAAAUAAUACUAAAGUACCAUAGUCAUUAUUCAUGUUAAUGUAGGUACUAAUAGCUGUUUUUGUGGCAAAAAUGUUGAUUUUUCACCUAAAUUGUUAUUAGAUGUGUGACAUCUUUGUCACAGAACGAGGAAGCACAAUUGUGAUCACCAUGAUUGGUCCACAACCAAAACAUCACACUAUUAUGCAAUCGAUAGUGUUGGACAGCAUGUGUUUAUUUUGUCCUUUAUGUUUGGAGUUGUGUGAUUAAAACAGACUUCCCGUACACUAGUCUGUAUUUUUAAUGUGCAUGUUAGACUGUAUGUAUAUGUUUGACACAAAUACAUGAUGGACUACAUUAGAUGACUUUUUUGGCUUGCCACUCCUUAACCAAAAUUUGUCAAUUCGAGCAUCACUCAACCAACAAAAAAGCUCAAAACAAAAGAAAUGAUCUCUCUUUUUUCCUCAAGUAAAGUAAAUAUACACUGUGAUGAUUAUUGAUUUGAUGUGCACUUGCCUGUCAAACUGCAGACUGUCAUAAGAUGAACCAGAAUCAGACAGUUCCAUCCUUUAUUUGACUCCUGGUAGAGCAUAUACAUAACAUAACAUAACACAUGACAUGUCACAUGUGUCACAUCUGGCUUAGCAGCUCAUUUAGCCAUGGAUGGUCAGGUUUAUGCUUAUUAUGCUUAUUAAACGACUGCUGCUUAAGAACAUGAAUGGUCAAGUAGCAAUAGUUCCUUUGGACAUCAAUUACUAUAUGACGAUGGUUUUCUGUAUGCGUUUCAUCGUAGAAGGUCGGAUCCUUUGCUGUCAUGUCUGAUACUAACAUGUAGACCCCGUGCAUACAAAACAGCUUCAUUAUCAUGUUUCAUGAUGCCGUUUUACCAAAAUGUUAUCUAAAAAAAAGAAGAAAAAAAAAUACAAAAACAUGAAGAUUAUUUUUGUAUUUUCUAAAGUUGGUGUUAAAUUGUAAAAUGUCACUCUGGCCAUAUUAAGUAAGGUUUUGAGAGCUUAAAAAAACUGGUUAUCAAGUUUGUUUCCAUGGUACUUUUUUAAAAUACCUCUUUUAGGAUUUUUGGGCUUUAUUUCUAUGAAUCACCGAAAACAAAACAACAUAGUUUCUAGGCUUUAUUAAACGUACUCAUGGAUGCAAAAAAGUCAAGGGCGUCCCUUUAAGGCAUGACUGAGAACCAACCUCCUGUACAUUGUAACAAAAUCACUGUUAUGUUUUGUAACUAAUCAAUAAAUGAUGUCAAACAUCACACAAUUGUGA
Doryrhamphus excisus (bluestripe pipefish) is the source of this 11645-nucleotide messenger RNA. It is a transcript of the gene wnk3, whose product is annotated as WNK lysine deficient protein kinase 3. Gene Ontology annotation, molecular function: protein serine/threonine kinase activity; ATP binding. NCBI's taxonomy places the organism in Eukaryota, Metazoa, Chordata, Actinopteri, Syngnathiformes, Syngnathidae. The record is from RefSeq and is a predicted model, not a curated record. Gene Ontology annotation, biological process: protein phosphorylation.